UUGCUUCAGUACGUAGAACAGGAGAAUCACUUGAUGGCUGCCAGGAAAGCAUUUGACAAAUUUUUCAUACACUACCCGUAUUGCUAUGGUUACUGGAAAAAGUAUGCAGACCUUGAAAAGCGACACGACAACAUUAAACAAUCAGAUGAGGUGCGUACAUCAGUGAAUACAGUUUUCUCUGUUAGGUACUGUAAGCCAAUUGAUAACAAACAGACUCUUUUUUUCUGGCUGGCAGUACCUACCAUUUAUGAUCAAACUUUUUUUAUAGGGUAUUUUAUUUGCAUUUGUCACUAUUGUGGCAUUUGUAGCUAAUAUUUUCUCUCUUUGUUGGCAGGUGCGUUAAACCUCUACAGUUUGUCAAGCUUUGCAGUGCAAGCCUCUGUAUUACACUGCAGCUUAACAAGUAGGGCAGGGCUUUUCUCUCACUUACAUUUAUUUCUCAAUUUCCAAACAAUAUAGUUGGUUUGCUAGUCACAUUUGCUACGUCUUAUUGCAUUUUUGGUCAGACGCUGUCAUUGAUGCUCUAAUGGGUCUGUGCCCUAUGGUCUGUAACCCAAAGCCUGCCCACACAACCCGGUCAGAAUGCAGGGACUGCUGCGCUUUGAAGAUCAAGACUCUGCACGUGGGGAUCAGAACAUUGCCAUGUUCUAUCCAACCUCCACCCAAAUGGUUUAUCGUCGGGGGCUUCAGGCAAUACCUCUUAGUGUUGAUCUUUGGAUACAUUAUAUAAACUUCUUAAAAGAAACACUGGACCCUGGUGAUCCUGAGACAAACAGUUCAAUAAGAGGAACUUUUGAGCAUGCUGUUCUAGCUGCAGGAACAGAUUUCCGAUCUGAUAAACUAUGGGAAAUGUAUAUAAACUGGGAAAAUGAACAGGGAAAUCUGAGAGAAGUUACAGCUGUAUACGACCGCAUUCUUGGUAUCCCAACGCAGUUGUACAGUCAUCAUUUUCAGAGAUUUAAAGAACAUGUACAGAAUAACUUGCCUAGAGAUCUUUUAACUGGUGAACAGUUCAUUCAGCUCAGAAGGGAAUUGGCUUCUGUAAAUGGACACAGUGGUGAUGAUGGACCUCCUGGUGAUGACCUUCCAUCAGGAAUUGAAGACAUCACUGAUCCAGCGAAGCUAAUUACUGAAAUAGAAAACAUGAGACAUAGAAUCAUUGAAAUUCAUCAAGAAAUGUUUAAUUACAACGAGCAUGAAGUUAGUAAGAGGUGGACAUUUGAAGAAGGUAUUAAAAGACCUUAUUUUCAUGUGAAACCAUUGGAAAAGGCCCAACUGAAAAACUGGAAAGAAUACUUAGAAUUCGAAAUUGAAAACGGGACUCAUGAAAGAGUUGUGGUUCUCUUUGAAAGAUGUGUCAUAUCCUGUGCCCUCUAUGAGGAGUUCUGGAUUAAGUAUGCCAAGUACAUGGAAAACCAUAGCAUUGAAGGAGUGAGGCACGUCUUCAGCAGAGCUUGUACUGUUCACCUUCCAAAGAAACCCAUGGCACAUAUGCUUUGGGCAGCUUUUGAGGAGCAGCAGGGGAACAUUAAUGAAGCCAGGACUAUCUUGAGAACGUUUGAAGAAUGUGUUCUAGGAUUGGCAAUGGUUCGAUUGAGAAGAGUAAGUUUAGAACGGCGACAUGGAAAUAUGGAAGAAGCUGAACAUUUGCUUCAAGAUGCUAUAAAGAAUGCCAAAUCAAAUAAUGAGUCAUCAUUUUACGCUAUUAAACUAGCCCGACAUCUUUUCAAAAUACAAAAAAAUCUUCCAAAAUCAAGAAAGGUACUUUUGGAAGCAAUCGAAAGUGAUAAGGAGAACACAAAGUUAUACCUCAAUUUACUUGAAAUGGAAUACAGUUGUGACCUCAAACAAAAUGAAGAAAAUAUCCUCAAUUGCUUUGACAAGGCCAUACAUGGUUCAUUGCCUAUUAAAAUGAGGAUUACAUUUUCCCAAAGAAAAGUGGAAUUCCUUGAAGAUUUUGGUUCAGAUGUUAAUAAGCUUUUGAAUGCUUAUGAUGAACAUCAAACACUCCUAAAAGAGCAGGACACCUUAAAAAGGAAAGCUGAAAAUGGUUCCGAAGAACCAGAAGAAAAGAAAGCACACACGGAAGAUAUGUCAUCAGCACAGAUCAUUGAUGGGGAUUUACAGGCAAAUCAAGCUGCAUAUAAUUACAGUGCCUGGUAUCAGUACAAUUAUCAGAAUCCUUGGAAUUAUGGACAGUAUUAUCCUCCACCUCCAACAUGAUGGAAAACGUACAUUUCAGAUUGGGUUAUAUGAAAAAUGCGGAAUUAUUUUUUUUGAAGGAUGUAAACAUAGCAUAAGCUUGUUGUAUUUGAUAAUUUGUCUUCCCAGUUUCUGUGUAACAUUUGUUUAGUUAAUAGUAGAAAAUGUCAAUUAGUAGUGUACCAUAAAAACUUUCCUACCACUUUUAAAAUUUACUUUUUAUUGGAGAACUAUUUUUUUUAUUUUUAUUUUAUCUUAUUUUGAUUAAGUGGUCUAGAAUUCUUUUGCAGCUCAUGCAAGAGAUUUGUAGCCUUAAGUGUAGAGAAAAAGACUGACUGCAAAUCAUGUCAGUUACAAAAUUCUGGGAAAAAAAAUAAGGGCUGGUUAUUGAGAAUUUUAUCCCCUUAAAAACUUAAGACUUAAGAGAUUUAAAAGAGUUACCUAAGGUUGUCUAUGUUUCAGUUACACUUGGAAAUUUGGCUCUAACUGUAAGAAAGAUGCACUAUUAACAUGCUCUGCCUUGGAAUAGAUUAUAAAUGAGAGUGUAAUGUCAGCAUCCCCUUAAGAAAUGAAGUAUCAAAGUAUGUUUUGGGAGACUUUGUAUCUAGAAUAUUCAUGUAAAACUUGUGAGCAAGCUUUCAUUUUGAUCGUACUUAUCGUCCUUUUUGUAAUAAAAAUGAAGACUCAUGCAGCAAUUGUUUAUGAAUUCAUUUGGGGGAGGUAUACCUAAAACAGAUUAACAUUGUUAUAAAAUGGGCUUUCUCUAAAUUUACUAUCUUCCUACCAGGAUAUUUUAGUUACUUUUAAUUUUCUGCCUCAAAAUCUAUGCCUUUGACCUUCUACCAUAGAGUAAUAUCUUUAAAAUAUCCUGGACAAAGCUAGCCACUUUUAUUAGCAGUUAUUCUCUAUUUGGAUGAACUUCUGAGUCCUAUUAGUCUGAACAUUAAUACAGCAACACAGAAUAAGUCAGUCAAAUCAAGAC
Molecule: messenger RNA, 3184 nt
Organism: Chionomys nivalis (European snow vole)
Lineage: Eukaryota; Metazoa; Chordata; Mammalia; Rodentia; Cricetidae
Gene: Prpf39
Product: pre-mRNA processing factor 39
Exons: 13
Coding region: 583-2223 (546 amino acids)
Biological process (GO): mRNA 5'-splice site recognition; RNA processing
Cellular component (GO): U1 snRNP; U2-type prespliceosome; commitment complex
Molecular function (GO): protein binding
Source: RefSeq, a predicted model, not a curated record